Atta colombica is the source of this 1223-nucleotide messenger RNA. Its product is annotated as nitric oxide synthase-interacting protein homolog. The record is from RefSeq and is a predicted model, not a curated record. The coding region runs from base 360 to 1223 and encodes 287 amino acids. The transcript has 6 exons. Gene Ontology annotation, cellular component: nucleus. Lineage: Eukaryota; Metazoa; Arthropoda; Insecta; Hymenoptera; Formicidae. Gene Ontology annotation, molecular function: ubiquitin protein ligase activity.
UCAAUUAUUAUCACAGUCGGUAUUUGCAUAGCGAUUGGAAAAAUUUCAAAUACGUGGAAUUAUCGAAAGAUAGAAAGCUUUAAAGUCUUACGAGAAAAUAGAAAUCAGUUUCUCACUUGAUCGUCAUUCCGAUUAUGGAAGAACGUAACAGUUUUUAUUCAUGAAUCGCUCGCUCUUCAUUUUAAAAAUCUAUAGCACGAGCUCUUGUAAAUAGGUAUCAUAUAACCUCAAGGAGAGAAGACAUAAAUUUCAUCAAAGGGAAACAAGCAGCAAGCUCCAACAAGCUGUUAACUCAAAGAUUGAAGAGAACAAGUAAUUUUCUCUAAAGAGAAGUAUCACUUUAUAAAUUUUUGAUCGCGAUGACGCGGCAUGCGAGGAAUUGCACCGCUGGUGCAGUAUACACAUAUCAUGAAAAGAAGAAAGAUGCUGCGGCAUCAGGUUAUGGCACUAACACACAACGAGUAGGAAAGGACUCCGUCAAAGAUUUUGACUGUUGUUGCCUGACUCUACAACCAUGCAGAAAUCCAGUAAUAACGAAAGAUGGCUAUUUAUUUGAUAAAGAAGCGAUAUUGGAGUAUAUCUUGACUAAAAAAAAAGAAUAUACGAGGAAAUUGAAGGAAUACGAGAAGCAGAAGCAAAAGGAAGAGGAGCAAUCGCAAGAACAGACAGUCAACGAGGAACUGAAAAAGUUGCAAAAUUUUCUAAAAGGUGAGAAAACCAUCGUAUCAAGCAGUCCCAGUACAUCGGAUGGAGAUUCGGUUUCUAAUAUGAAAAACGGCAAGAACAAAAUGCUACCGAGUUUCUGGAUACCCUCAAAGACACCAGGAGUAAAGGAAAUCUCCUUACAGAAACCUGACAAGACCAUUUAUUGUCCUGUCAGUGGAAAGCCAUUGAAAGUGAAGGAUUUGAUUCCGAUAAAAUUCACAGUGAUCCAGGAUCCAGAUGAUAAGAGAUCGCUUAUCGUUAAACAGGCGCGAUAUAUGUGUCCUAUCACGCACGAUGUAUUGGGCAACAGUGUCCCUUGCGCUGUGAUAAAAACAACCGGUGACGUAGUCACAAUGGAAUGUGUGGAAAAAUUGAUAAAAAAGGAUUGGAUUAAUCCUUUAGAUAAUUCUAGAUUGACACCAUCUGAUAUAGUCCCCUUACAAAGGGGAGGCACUGGUUAUGCAUUUGUUAAUGAUUCAUUAGAAGGUAGACACGAAAGGCCGGUGUUACAAGCGUGA